Messenger RNA from Emiliania huxleyi CCMP1516, 357 nucleotides. RefSeq lists its product as hypothetical. The transcript has 4 exons. The record is from RefSeq and is a predicted model, not a curated record. Bases 1 to 357 code for a protein of 118 amino acids. NCBI's taxonomy places the organism in Eukaryota, Haptophyta, Isochrysidales, Noelaerhabdaceae.
AUGUGGGCCUCCGGGCCUGCUGCGGCGGCGCGGCCGGUUGAGGCCGGGCUCGGCCCGGCCCGCGACGGCUGGCCGCCGACGAGCGCGCUCGCGCUGCUCGUCAAAAUGGCGGCGGUGGCGAUUGCGGCGACGGUCGUCCAGUCGUACUCUCGCGAUCCGCUGUACUACAAGGAAGUGCUGACUCGAUCCUACCCCAAAAACUUCUACCCCCACGACUCGGAACACGAAUGCAUUCGUGGCAUCCUAUGGGUCGUCCAGAGUAUCGACCUCUGGCUUGUCAGCCGGCCCCCCGACGACCGCGUCGAACUCAUCGGCGCGGGCUCUCUCGGCUACGGGACCGGCCCCAGCUUCGGCUGA